AACAAGUUUGAUCAAACUACCACGAGGUGCUUUUUUCCCCACUUAAACCCUGGUUGGUGGGGGCUGUAGGUAGCAGGUGGGCACUGUCAGAUAUAAACUGCACUCACAGUUCCUUUUACAGACAUCUGGAGGGAAGACAUUCAACUAAAAGCCUGAAAAUAACAGACGAUGGCCCCGCUCAAGACUGCUGUGCUUCUCUUCAUUUGUCUUGGAGGCUGUGCUCUGACUUCAGCUUUUAAUGUUGGUGCUUUCCAAAAUGUUCCAGACACCCUGAGAGAAACUGGGGACGUCUGCCAGGACUGCACCCAAAUAUUUGAACUCCUUGCUGACCUGCUUUCCAAUGCAGACCUCCAGAGAAAGAUCAUGGAUGGCAUUGAAAUUCUGUGCGACCACCUGCCUGGGCCGGCUACUACUGCCAAAAUGUGCAAAGACGAGGUGGAGAAGAUGCUUCCAUUGGCAAUCAACUUCAUUGCCAGUGUUGCAAAACCAGCUGAUGUCUGCAAAAUCCUCGGGCUCUGUGGCUCCCGUGAUAAGCAGAGGAAAAUGCUUCGCUAUUUUGUCAAAGAGGCCCUUCAGGUUUCUGAGACAAGUGAAAAUGUAAUACCCACAAAAGAAUGCACCUUCUGUAUUUUUCUCAUCAAGACUUUGGAGGACUUGCUGCCUAAAGAAGGGACUGAGGAUGCUGUGAUCGAGCUGCUGAAGGAGAUUUGCCAGAUUUUGCCCUCUUCUUACCGAGACAAGUGUGAGGCUGUCAUUGACAAGUUUACCAAGACGGUGUUGGAUGCCAUCAUGGCGUACGCCACCCCUCAGUCCAUCUGCUCCCUCAUCGGCAUGUGUAAAGGGCAGGAGGCUCCUGUCUUAGAUCCAUGCACACUGGCAGCAUACAGGUGCCAGGACAUGAAGACUGCCCUCAGAUGUGGAACUUUGUUUUACUGUCAGAAAUAUGCCUGGAAGCCUAUCAGCACGCUUUAAAGGGUUAAAGGUGGGACGAAAUAUGAGUCCAUGUCGGUGCCCCCAUGGACAACCCAGAUCUUUCAACAUCAAACUGCAAAUAUUUCUUAACUGCUUGACAGCUGUGGCAUUCUGACUGAUAGCAUUUCUUUCACAUACUGAUUUGAUAUCUGAAUGCAUUUUUUUGAUUUUGCAUUGUAUAUACUGUCUGCAUUGAGUGAGGGAAACCAGGAUUUAGGUUGACAAACUAUCACGUACAAAAAGAUUAUUUGAAUUUAAGGAUUAAAAGGAUGUGGAGCAGAUAGGAACGCUGCACUGCAGGAUCAGAAAGUUGAAUUAGAACAAAAGGAAAUGUUUUCACAAAUAUUCUGUAUACUAGAUAAGAAUUUUCUAUUUUUACCCUCUUUUUUUGGAAUGUACUAAACUCUUUACAUAUAUUGUUAACUGGCUUUAUCCUGAAUCCAGGAGAAUUAUCUGAAUAAAUGUAGUUAAAUAAACAAAACUGGAUCUGACCUCUCCUCUACCAUUAAUAGAGCGUUUUAAAGUUUUCAUAAUUAUCUAGAGUAUAAAAUGUAAUAAUUUGAUCCUUCUAUGUCAGCUCCUCCUGUCAUUGUGAAGCAGAAUUUACCAAGUGUUGGACUGUUCACCCACCAAUAGGGAAUGUGAGCUGGAUUUAAAUCAUCAUGAGACAGGUUAGUUUUACCCUACUGACAAUGUUUUGUUGCAAUAGUAAUCCUGCUCAGCAUGAGAGGAGCUGCAAGUUGAGGAAGCCUCAGCUGUUUUUGAGUCACGUGAUUAUUGACAUGUAUUUCAGAUGGCAACUCAUUAGAAAGCUUAUAAGACUGAGGAAGAGCGCUUUGGCUCGAAACGUCACUUAUUUCGCAGAAUAAAAUCCUUUAAGGGGAA
Messenger RNA from Plectropomus leopardus (leopard coralgrouper), 1857 nucleotides. It is a transcript of the gene sftpba, whose product is annotated as surfactant protein Ba. Gene Ontology annotation, cellular component: lysosome. NCBI's taxonomy places the organism in Eukaryota, Metazoa, Chordata, Actinopteri, Perciformes, Serranidae. The record is from RefSeq and is a predicted model, not a curated record. Gene Ontology annotation, biological process: sphingolipid metabolic process.